Mastomys coucha (southern multimammate mouse) is the source of this 6440-nucleotide messenger RNA. RefSeq names its product microfibril associated protein 3 like (gene Mfap3l). The record is from RefSeq and is a predicted model, not a curated record. Lineage: Eukaryota; Metazoa; Chordata; Mammalia; Rodentia; Muridae. Bases 443 to 1672 code for a protein of 409 amino acids. The transcript is spliced from 3 exons.
UAUGGGGAGAAAGACUGAGGAAAAACAAGGGUCAGAAAGUCCAGGGAGAAGAGAAAGAUAUCUGCAGAGAUGGUAGAUGGCAGCUAAAAGGUUAAUUUAGAACCUGGGAAUUACAUGGAACUUUAGAAUUUAGAAUUGGUACACUGGGUGUGGCUAGAAGUAUAGUGGGUGAAAUGAGGGGGUGGUGUAGGGUGUAAGGGAACAAGUGGAAGUUAGACCUUAGGCAUAGAAGAAACCAUCAUGUUACUCUAUAUAUCUGGAUGAUGUUACCCAGUCAUAGGGAGGCAGAUGAAGAUCAAAACCAGGGAAUUCGAUUCUUGAUCAAGUACCAACUCCAUGGAUCCAGGACAGGCUUGUCCCAUGGCCUGCUCUGAGCAGUGUGCGGUCUGAUAGAAGAUUCCAUUGGCAAACCAUCUCUGGCCUUACAGAACAAGCAAAGAAGAUGGGUCUUUGGAAGAGCCAUCUGACUGUGUGUUUACCACCUUCUGUGCCCUUUUUAAUCCUAGUAUCCACUCUAGCCACUGCUAAGAGUGUGACCAACAGCACUUUAAAUGGCACUGAUGUGGUCUUGGGCUCUGUGCCCAUAAUCAUUGCCAGAACUGACCAUAUCAUAGUCAAAGAGGGGAACAGUGCCUUGAUUAAUUGCAGUGCUUAUGGCGUUCCUGACCUAGAGUUUAAGUGGUACAAUUCUGUUGGCAAGCUGUUGAAAGAAAUUGACGACGAGAAGGAGAGAGGAGGAGGAAAAUGGCAAAUGCUGGAUGGCGGCCUCCUGAACAUCACCAAGGUGUCUUUCUCAGACAGAGGUAAAUACACAUGUGUGGCGUCUAACAUCUAUGGCACUAUAAACAACACGGUGACCCUGAGAGUCAUCUUCACCUCUGGAGACAUGGGUGUGUACUAUAUGGUUGUGUGCCUCGUGGCCUUCACCAUUGUCAUGAUCCUCAAUAUCACCCGCCUGUGUAUGAUGAGCAGCCACCUGAAGAAGACCGAGAAAGCCAUCAAUGAGUUCUUUAGGACAGAAGGUGCAGAGAAGCUGCAGAAGGCUUUUGAGAUCGCUAAGCGCAUCCCCAUCAUAACCUCAGCCAAAACUCUAGAGCUUGCCAAAGUGACUCAAUUCAAAACCAUGGAGUUUGCUAGGUACAUUGAAGAGCUUGCCAGGAGCGUGCCCCUGCCUCCCCUCAUCAUGAACUGCAGGACGAUCAUGGAAGAGAUCAUGGAAGUGGUCGGGCUGGAGGAACAGGGGCAGAAUUUUGUGAGGCAUACCCCAGAAGGCCAGGAAGCCCCAGAUAGGGACGAGGUAUACACAAUCCCCAACUCUCUGAAGCGAAGUGAGUCCCCCACGGCUGACUCAGAUGCUUCGUCAUUGCAUGAACAGCCUCAGCAGAUUGCCAUCAAGGUUUCCGUUCACCCCCAAUCCAAAAAGGAUCACGUGGAUGACCAGGAGGGAGGACACUUUGAGGUCAAAGACGAAGAGGAGACAGAACCAUCGGAGGAACAUUCCCCAGAGACUGCGGAGCCUUCUACAGACAUAACGACCACUGAGCUGACGUCUGAGGAGACGUCACCUGUAGAGGCACCAGAACGAGGACUGCCACCAGCACACCUAGAAACAACAGAGCCAGCAGUGACAUGUGACAGAAACAUCUGCAUUAUUUAUGAAAGCCAUGUCUAAUCAUAACUCCGAAAAGCUAUGCAUAUCAAGAAAAUCAGGGGCUGCUCCUUAAUACAAAUGUAGUAUGCACUUGCCGCUAAGCCUUACCAGGAGACGCUCAUCCCUUAGGUAAGAGUGAUGCCCCACCCCGUGAGAGGGAAGACACCUGCAUGGAGUUCAUGUGACUGGAAUCACCCCAAUAGAAGAGGAUCUGAAGAGUGCUGGGGUAUAGAACUGAUAAGAUGGAGCAGGGAUCUGUCCAUGUGAUCUGAAUUGUAGAGGCCAUUCUCUGCCAAAUUCCUUAAUUGGCGAUGCCCUUUUGGCCAAGAGUACACUAUUGUAAGACAUUCUGAGUUCACGAGCCCUGUCUAAAUGCAUACUGCAUUGCUUUCCCUUUGAAAAUUACAGGUCUGCUACAGUAGCAAAUGCUCACACAUGGGUUUGUUGCACUUUGUUCUCAGUUUUAAUCAUCUUCGCCGUUCUUUUCUAAUGGAGUAGUUGUUAUUAUAUUAAUAUUAAUUGCUCUUUCUGCUGGAAUCUUCUGUGUCACCUUUGUCCUUAUUUUCUCUUAGUAGGGUUGACCUCAGAGUUUUGGGUGUCAGUCACUGACACGGCUGAUAUCUGUAAGUCUGUGUAAUGCUCCAAAGUAGUUACUGCACUCCUUUUUCUUUUCCCUAAUUUUCUCUUUAAAAAAAAUUUAAUAACCUCACACCUAUUUUUCAUAGAUUUUCUGUUUCCAAUGAAGCUGCUAUUGUGAAACUGAGAAAAACUUUGCCCCCAAGUAGCACUUUAAGACUCAAAUAAAAAAGUUUACCUGCCUGCCCAGUUCUAAGAGCAUUCAGCUGCAGUAUACAGCAAGAUUGUAAAUGCUUAGAUAUACCAACAGCACUCAUGAAAAUGGUUUACAUGUGAGUGUAAGACCACAUGAAGACAGGUUCUUUCCCUGGGAGAUUUCCUUCCAAAGACAGAGAUGUCUGAUGAUUUCCUGAAGGGACAACUUACCACCUUCCCACGAGGCCUUGCAGAACCCAUAGUUUAUUGUCGGCUCCACAGUAGAUUUAAGGCAGCAACUAGUGGCUCCAUGAACAGUAUAACCAGGUCCCCAUCAGACUGCAUAGUUGACUUGUUGGUCAUUGCAAGAUGAGGAAAAUAACAUAGAUGAUUUUUAUCCUGAAAUGAUUGAAUUCUUUGUCCCACUAAAAUGCAGUAUGUGUAAGACAGCUUGAUAUUAGAGAAAAAAGGACAAACCAGCCAUCCAGAGGUUUAAUACUUGAUUGUGCCAAUAGCCAGCUGCCAGGGUUUUGGCAAGGCUGGGUUUCAGUUUUCUUCUAAGACAGGGCAAACUGGAAUGAACUCUGAGUGCACCCCCACCCCCAUCCAAUGGCAUCACAUUAAGAAAAAGAACUCAAUAUUUAAACUUUUUUUUUUUUUUGCCUCUUUCAUGAUUGUUUUAAAUAUUUUUGCAUUCAUCUCUGGGGAACCAGUUUUAAUGCUGUAUUACUUAUUCAAAUGAGAAGGAUCACAGCAUCUUCAAUAAAAUCGAGAAUUGUUCCCCUCCAAAAAUAAAUUAUGAGGCUCUCUUCUCCGAUUUAGAUUUAAUCUCAGUAAGAAUGAUAGGUGCUGUUAUUUUACUUUUAAAUACAAACAAGGGGGACUGAAACUUUAAAACAGGCAUCAGAGGCCACACAUAGUAUGUAAUGGGCGUGAUGGGAUUGUGACUUCAGAGGCUGCAUGGGUUAUCAAAACAGAUCCAGAUGUUUAAUGGCCACAUCAGAGGAAGUGACCAUGGACAACUGCUUUCUUACUGAGGUAUUGGUCUUUUUCAUCUGAGUGCAAAUAGACCAAGCUGGUAAUGGUCCGUAGGGUAGGUGACCACUUGAAGCUCACUUAGAAUUUCACAGAAAGUCUUUAAACUGUAAUAAUCCUUUUAAGUCAAUGGGAACAAAAGUAGGUAUGUUAGGGGAGGUACAUGUGUGAUAUGCACUCUACAGCAGGGGCAUCUGUAAGUGACGAUAGUAGGAUUGUCUAUGGAAGUGACCAGGACAAGGUUAUAGACAAUUCAUGUGGAAAGCAAUCUGACAAGACUUGGAGUUUGAUCACUAUUUACCCUUCAUGAGAAAUUCCCAAUUGAAAUGUCUUAUGGAUUACCUAAAGAAACCUAUAGCCUGCAGCCAAAAGAAGCCAUGACUACUUCUUGGGCUCUCUGGAGGGGGAUUUCAUUCAGUUACACUGCAGAAAAGUUUUAUUCCCAGCUCUUAGAAUAUACAGACUCCAUGAUUUUCAUGAAGAUUAACUUUUGAUAUAUCUGCCCAGAGUACUAACAGGGACUAACCAUUGAAUGUUUUGUGACCAUAUGUGGACUCUAUCCUAUUCAGUUCUCAUUCCAUCCAGACCCAUGUGUAGAAUUCCUCAUGGAAACUGCAGGGCAAGGUACCCAUACCAUACAGAUACUGAUUUAGGAUUAUAAGCUAAAGGAGGCCGAUUUACUAUGAAACAAGAGCUGAGAUAUGUGACCAAUGUUUCUAGAUUGGAGUCUUCAGCCUGCAGUGGGAUAGAGAGUAGGGGCAUGAUUUUCAAACCUCCCUCUCUAAGGGAUAAGAAUCUCCUACCAUAAAGGGAUCUUGGCUUCAUAUGGAGUUUCUCUGUCCACAUUCUAUGCUCUGGAUAUCCCUCUGCAGAGCCUUCCAAAAUGAGAACGGCGUCUUACGAGAAUGACAUGUGGAAGACCUCAUUAUCAACUUAACUGAUGGUUUCCCCAAAAAGUGAACCAUUCACAUUCUUAGAAUUAUUCAUGGAGUCCCAUUGAACACAUACACACACACACAUACACACACACACACACACACACACACACACACACACACACACACACAUGCAUGUGUGCAAUGGUCUCAUUCAGGCAGUUUUAAAAGUGUAACACUCAACUCCAGCACUCAAUGUUCAAUCCCAAUCUUUGGAUCUGCUAUAGUCAUUCUUUAAAAAACAAAAUCAAUUUCUGGUUUCUGACUCAUCCUGCUUAUACCUCUAACAAUUUUUUUUCUUGAAAUUCUGAAGAUGAUUCACAUACAUAUGCAUAUUUAAUUAUCUUAGAUAAUCUAUAAACUUGGAUGGUAUUUAUUCUGAAUGGGAAAAAUACCCAAAAUUUUAUAUGGGGAAAAUCUAUGUAAUUUAUAAUGGUUUGUUUAAUAUAUUUAUAUUUUCAUAUCUUUAGGGCACAUCUGUUGUUCUCAUCUUUUUGUACAUCACAGUUGGCAAAAAGAAAUACUAAUACUUGACUAAAAUCUCUAGGAACCAAAUGUGAUAUAUGUCAUACAUAAUGUAUAUAAAUUGCUCUAGAAAUACCCGAAUGUUCUCACCCAAGCCAAGCAUUGUUUUGUCGUGUCAUUAUAGCCAGAAUGUCUGAGGUGCUUAUAAACAUUACUUUUUCACAAGGAAAAUUGAAAGGCCUGAUAUCCUACCUAGUAGCUCUCGGAAUCUCUUUUCCUUCAUUAUCUUGUUUGUCCCUUCUUUAACUUAGCAUAUCCUUCUAAAAGGCAAUGAGAGCUGGUGAGAACACAAGAGGAAUGAAUCUAGUUAUGGCUUAUGUAAAUCACAUUAACAGAGUGAGGGCAUGCUUUAAAUCCCAGGCUUGGGUUGCCAUUCACUGGCAAUGUGGCAUCUGCUCAGUUCUAUUGCACACAGAGGGUAGGGCAUGAAGAAUGAAUGAAUGCUUGCAUGUUUUGAACAGGCACAGUGGACAUUUAGUGCAGCCACUGUUGGUAACUAUGGGGAUACCCACAUGGCACUGGAAGAAAUGGUCUAGAAAAUCAAAUCAGUUACCGUCUCUUAAAGGCUUUGAAGUAGUAUGUUUAUUCCUGUGUUAGAACUUUCAAAUGGCAGUCCAGUAGUUACAUGAACUAGGGAUUUCCUUCCAGUGUUUUCAUUUCAUAACGAGCAUCAAAGUCUCUUUAAAACAAUAUUUUCUCAGUAUGUUCAACUGCUUUCCUGCAUAUGUCUUAGCACAUCCUCUCAGAAAUCCCAUAAGUAAUUUGUUUCUAUUGUUGCUUCUUAAACACUUACUGCUAGUCUUUAAAUAUCACUCAAACUCCAUUAUGUAUUUACACACACACACAGUUUUGAACAUCUGUUAACUUUAAGAUCUUGAUUUUACAUUUCACCAAUAAAGCCUUCAAACCAAUAAUGAAGUUCAUUUUAUUAAUGACCUUUCUAAGAUUUCUUCAGAGAUUAACAGGUUUUGAUGAUCAAAUCACUUAUGGGUAAAAUAAUCAAAUAGUACAUAAUUAUUUAUUAUAUUUUCCAAAAGACUAAGUGAUUGAUUAUUAUACAAGAAAAUCUCAUGUAAGGAAGAUGCUCUUUGAAUGACUUUUCUUUGCCUUAAAAUGGGCAUGUAAAGGGGCUAGCUCUGAGAAUACUACAAUCACUAAAGAUAGCUAGAAUAAAGCUAAAAAGUAAAUCAUUCUAAGAACAUUAUGGAAAAAUUAAUUUUAUUAUUUAACCAAUUAUAAAAGCUGCAAAAUGUAUCUCUAGUGCUAUAGAACCAUGAAGAGUGAGUUGGUUCUAGAGAAUAUGUUCGCAUCUAGUUUUGGUUUACUGUGCUUCACUAGUUCUGAACAUUCUUUGUUAAACUGGAAAUGAGAAAUGAGAUGGGAGAUGUAUCAGAAAGAAAUAAGAAAUAAUUUAAAGGUAUAAACAAAUGACUAAGGUAGAAGUUGAUAUCACUGUAGUAAAAAGAAACCAUGGCUUGUGAUCCAUCCUGUAGUCUGAUUGUUGCUUUAAUAAAGGGUUUACA